Molecule: messenger RNA, 8267 nt
Organism: Sus scrofa (pig)
Lineage: Eukaryota; Metazoa; Chordata; Mammalia; Artiodactyla; Suidae
Gene: RAB11FIP4
Product: RAB11 family interacting protein 4
Biological process (GO): regulation of cytokinesis; endocytic recycling
Cellular component (GO): cleavage furrow; endocytic vesicle; recycling endosome membrane
Molecular function (GO): calcium ion binding
Source: RefSeq, a predicted model, not a curated record
GGGCGCAGGGCUCGGGCUAGCUGCGGGGCCGGCCCGGAUGGCGGGCGGCGCAGGCUGGGCGGGCGCCCCCGCGGCUCUGCUGCGCUCCGUGCGCCGCCUGCGCGAGGUGUUCGAGGUGUGCGGCCGCGACCCCGACGGCUUCCUGCGCGUGGAGCGCGUCGCGGCGCUCGGACUGCGCUUCGGCCAGGGCGAGGAGGUGGAAAAACUGGUGAAGUAUUUGGACCCCAACGACCUGGGGAGAAUCAACUUCAAGGACUUCUGCCGAGGGGUGUUCGCCAUGAAAGGGUGUGAGGAGCUGCUGAAGGAUGUGCUGUCCGUGGAGAGCGCCGGGACGCUGCCCUAUGCGCCGGAGAUCCCGGACUGCGUGGAGCAGGGCAGCGAGGUGCCAGACCCCACCUUUGCUGAUGGCGAGCUCCUCCCCAGGGAGCCUGGCUUCUUUCCCGAGGACGAGGACGAGGACGAGGCUAUGACGCUGGCCCCGCCCGAGGGUCCCCAGGAGUUGGACAUGGAGGGCCCCAUGGAGAGCACCCGGAGCCUGGACGGGUCGCUCGGGAUGCCCGCCGAGAAGGACGCAGGGCUCGGGAGCCUGUUCCUGCCGGAGGACAAGUCCCGGGUCCACACUCCACCCAUGACCACGUCGGACCUCUCCACGCACUCCACCACCUCGCUGGUCAGCAACGAGGAGCAGUUCGAAGACUACGGGGAGGCGGAUGACGUGGACUGUGCCCCGAGCAGCCCCUGCCCCGACGACGAGACCAGGACCAACGUCUACUCGGACCUGGGGUCGUCCGUGUCCUCCAGCGCGGGGCAGACGCCUAGGAAGGAGCGGCACGCGUACAACAGCGAGUUGCUGGAUGUUUACUGCUCUCAGUGCUGCAAGAAGAUCAACCUGCUCAAUGACCUGGAAGCCCGGCUGAAAAACCUCAAGGCCAAUAGCCCCAACCGAAAGAUCUCUAGCACGGCCUUCGGACGGCAGCUCAUGCACAGCAGCAACUUCAGCAGCAGCAAUGGCAGCACCGAGGACCUGUUUCGGGACAGCAUCGACUCCUGCGACAACGACAUCACAGAGAAGGUGAGCUUCCUGGAAAAGAAGGUGACAGAGCUGGAAAAUGACAGCCUGACCAACGGGGACCUGAAGAGCAAGCUGAAGCAGGAGAACACGCAGCUGGUGCACAGGGUGCACGAGCUGGAGGAGAUGGUGAAGGACCAGGAGGCCACGGCCGAGCAGGCCCUGGAAGAGGAGGUGCGGCGCCACCGUGAGGCCUACGGCAGGCUGGAGCGGGAGCGGGGCACGGAGAUCGAGCUGCUCAACACCAGGGUGCAGCAGUUAGAGGAAGAAAAUGCCGAGCUCAGAACGACAGUGACUCGGCUUAAGUCACAGACAGAGAAGCUGGAUGAGGAGCGGCAGCGCAUGUCCGACCGGCUGGAGGACACCAGCCUGCGGCUCAAGGAUGAGAUGGACCUGUACAAGCGCAUGAUGGACAAGCUGCGGCAGAACCGCGUUGAGUUCCAGAAGGAGCGGGAGGCUACGCAGGAGCUCAUCGAGGACUUGCGGAAGGAGCUGGAGCACCUGCAGAUGUACAAGCUGGACUGCGAGCGGCCGGGCAGGGGCCGAGGCUCGUCCUCCGGCCUGGGCGAGUUCAGCGCCAGGGCCCGAGAGGUGGAGCUGGAGCACGAGGUGAAGCGGCUCAAGCAGGAGAAUCAUAAGCUACGGGAUCAGAACGACGACUUGAACGGGCAGAUCUUGAGCCUCAGCCUCUACGAAGCCAAGAACCUCUUUGCCACCCAGACCAAAGCCCAGUCUCUGGCUGCGGAGAUAGACACGGCCUCUCGCGACGAGGUAACGUGCUCACCCGCUCUCGCCUCGGAGCCCGGCCCCGUGUCUCUCAUGGAAGCCCUGAGGGAGCAGGAGGAGAUCAACUUCCGGCUGCGGCAGUACAUGGACAAGAUUAUCCUCGCCAUCCUGGACCACAACCCCUCCAUCCUGGAGAUCAAACACUGAGACAAGGGGGGCUGGCUGCAGAGCGGCCUCGGCACCCCCGGACCCCGGGAUUCAGGGCCAAGCCCCGCCUGAGGAUGCGGCCCAGGCCGGGCCUCACGUGCACACUGUAAAGUGACUCUGGCCACCGUGUGAUGUGUACUGGUGUGUGUCGGGGGAGGGGGGGGGAGAGCGUGGCUGCGCGGCCGUGGGCGCCCUCUUGUGCCGUCGGCCGUCCCUGCACUUCGCGGUCCCUCUGCGGGGGUGGGGGUGGGGGGGCAGGGGGUCCUGGAGGGGGGCGGGGGCGAGGUCGGCCGUCAGGAGCCGCCCUAAGAACCAGAGCCGAAGCUUGGGUGUCAGAUACUGGACGAAAUGAUUCUACCUCUGGGGCCAGGAUGAACAAGUCCUUGCGUGAGACGGGCUCUUCCACCCCAUCCCUGCGUCCCCCGGGGGCGUGGGAGCCGAAGGAUGAUCUUUUCCGGGAGGUCCAAUGCCUCACCAACCUCUUCAGCCCCCUUUCAAGCCCCGGUGCUGGAGCUCGGAGAGGAGGAAGGGGUGUUAGGAGGGGGUGGGUGGGGUCCUCUCGAGCCCCUUCCCCCAGCCCGCAGCCCCCGUGAUGCUGGUGCCCCUUGUGUCUAAAGGACUUGGGCUUGCGGAGGCGCUGGAGGGGCGGGCGCCCUUCGUCCUGAGAGAUCUUGGCGUUUUUCGGGUUCUCCUCCGUAGAUGUCCCCGUCCCUGCUUCGCUCCCUCUCCCUUUCUGUCUUUGCUUUGUUUUUUAAGGCAAUGAACAAAUUCACGCGAGUGAAUAUCAAGGAGGAGAAGGAAGGGGGAGGGGCUGGGGGCCGAGGCUGGCUAAUGCCAGGGGAGGAGGGGUCCUUGGGCAGCCAAAGACACGGUUUUCGGGAGGGAGCACGCCCACGUCCCCCGUCAGCAUCCUUUGCGGUGGCUGCAUUUUGAGAGAGAAGCACGGAUGGAGCCUCUGACAGCGCCCCGCAGUUUGGGAAAGGGCCUCGCGUCCCUGUCCCUGGUGGUGGCCUUGGGUCUGGAUUUUCGGAAUCCAGCCUCUGGGUUUGGCACGGCUGCAUAGCAAGGCCCCUGGGUUCCAGGCUUUAGCAACACACCUGUAUUUGGUUCUCAGCCAGGGGAGCAAACACGGUGCGGGGGGGAGAAACGGGGAGCUUGCAGGGCAAUCUUGGUCCCCUCUUGGUGCCACGGGGUGGACAUCACCCCCUGGAGCUUUGGUGUGGCCGUUUGUCCUAGAGGGCUGGGUGUAGAGAUGGUACUUUUCUCUGAGUUUUCCAGUCUGUCUCAGUUUUGUGUGGCUUGUGAUGCGCUUUCUGAAUCCACAUGCACAUAAACAUGUAUGGCCUUCACCCCCUGCCCAUGUCUUGUUCCCUUCAGCCUUUGCAGUGGAAAAACACAAGUCUGGGCAUGUUGGGGAGGCGUGUACGCAGAGGAGAGAGGGCGGGAGAGGGUGAGGAGGGGACCUGGGGACUCCGGCUUGUUCCUGCUCACAGAGCAGGGCUGUGGCCUGCACUGAUGUUCCUUCCCUAACAGGUACCUUUUGCUCUGGUUGGAUUGCCUGAGUUCUUUACACGCAUAUGCAUGGGGGUUGUUUCCUGCAGCAAGUGCCAGGGCCACAUUGGUCUGAUCCAGGACUUUGGGGCCGCCCACACCGGGAAAAUGAGGGCAGGGGCCAGUCUUCUGGGAGUCUCUCAACCCUUCAAGACACUGGUCUCCUUGGGGCGCCUGAGGGUCUGUGCAGAAGCAGUAGAGGAAAGACGGCAACAGAAGGAAAAAAGGAAGGAAAGUGUGUCUCUUGAGGAUUUGCUAAUCUGAAGGGAGCUAGGGAAAGGAAAGAUGAAUUAGGACAUGGCCUUGGUCUGGGGGUUACAUGCGAAGGAGUCUUGCAAAGAGGCCAGCCAAGUCCGGGUCCUGGUCUAUGGGGGCCUCGCCCCAGGCAUGAGCAUUUUAUGGGUGACACUUGAUAUGCCCUUCAGCUGCCCUGAUGUGGGUGGGAUUGGAGGGAAGGCCACCUAAGUGAAUCAAUUAUUUGGAAAGGAGGUGGGAACAGCUGUCGGCCUCAAGGGGGCGCCACGGGAGCAGCCUCCUCCAGGAAGCACUCAUCCAGGCCCCUGGGGACCUGGUCUCUGGAUCUGGGCUGCCUUUAAAAUGAGCCUGAAUCCCACCUAACACUUGCCCCAAGUUAAAUCCAGCUGCCUUCAGCCAGAAUUCAUCACAUUGGCUUUAAGAGUAUGUAGUUUUUAAAAAUGCUCUUCCUUGUUUGAAAGCUGGGGGGGGGGGUGCUAGCUUGAGGGGUCCCCAUGCCCACUACCCCUGGGCAGGUUCCAGAGCUGGGCUGACUCUGAGCAGCUUCCUUCCUGUUUUCUCCUUCAUUUUCCGGUUGAGAGGUGUGCUCUUAAUUCUCAGUGGUGGGGCUGCUAGAUAGUCUACAGGAUACCCAGUUAAAUUUGAACUUCAGGUAAACAAAUGAUUUUUAGUAGAUAUGCCGUGCAAUACUUGGGUCAUACUUUAAACGGAGACAUUUUGGAGUUCCCCAGUGGCUCAGCAGGUUAAGGAUCCAGCAUUGUCACCACUGUGGCUCAGGUUUGAUCUCUGGCCCAGGAACUUACAUGUGCUGCAGGCAUGGCCAAAAAAUAAUAAUAAUAAUAAAAUGGAGAAGUUUUAAAAAUUCUGAUAACUGGGCCCAAUCCCCAGAGGUUCUGAUUUCGGUUGGUAUGAGAUAUAUGCCCCAGGCACUGGAAUUUUUAAAGAAUUCCCCAGGUGGAAGUUCCCAUGUGGUGCAGUGGGUUAAGGAUCUGGCAUUGCUGCAGUUGUAGCACAGGUUGCAGCUAUGGCGUGGGUUCGAUCCCUGGCCCAGGAACUUCCCCAUCCUGCAGGAUGCAGCCAAAAAAAAAAAAAAAAAAAAAAAAAAUUCCCCAGGUGACUGUAAUUCAACUGAGGAUCCCAGGUGGUUUCCAUUUUGCGAACCAACAACCCUACCAAGGAGGGAUUAGCAAUAACUUGUCCCAAGUUUACAGGUGUGGCGGGGUGUGGGGAGGGGGUUCUGGAACAAACUGACGUGGUAGUGACUCUGGGCUCUCCGUGCAUUUAAUCAGAACCCACAUGAGAUUCGUUGAACCAGCAGGUGAGGCACUUUCUGGCUUACGUAGGCCCUGUUUUGGAGGAAGGUAUGAGAAAUAAAGUUCUCGUUUAAAAAAAAGAAGAAAAUUAACUUUGAAUUGUAGAGGUAGACAAGUUAUUUUAAAUAUGUAGGUUCUUUGAGAAUUGUCAGAAGGAAAUUAUCCUUUAUCUUUAAACCUCUAACAUGCUUUAUUUCUGACCUAUUAAAAAUACAAAGCUUGACAACGUCCCAGAGUACUCGUUCCUGCAACAGUGGUUCUCAAUCACCUGUAGUUUUUAUUUUGUGGUUUCCGUUCUCGUGAGUCAUAUUUUAUUGGAUGUAUGUAUUACUUUUUUUUUUAGAAUAUAGUGGAUUUACGGUGUCAUUUCAAUUUCUCAUGUACAGUAUAGUCAGUACAGUGACAGAGUCAUUCAUAUAUAUAUAUAUAUAUAUAUUUUUUUUUUUUUUUUCUCAUACUGCCUUCCAUCACGUUCUAUCCCAAGAGACUGGAUAUAGUUCCCUGUGCUGUUUAGUUUGGUAGAUACAAACUAUUACCUAAGGAGAUGUAUAUUUUUAAAUGAUUUUUAUGUUUUCCAUUGUAGCUGGUUUACAGUGUUCUGUCAUUUCUUACCUGGCAAGAUUUUUAAACUUCAGCUGCCUGGGCCCCCAGAGAGUUGGAUUCAGUUGGUGUGGGUGUGGCUCCCCAGGUGACAUUAAUAUGGGGCCACCACUGAGACUCCUGCCCUAGGAGGUUGCUGGCUGGAGGCAGAGGAUGGCUGGAAAUGGCUGGUGGGCUUGUUAAUCCAGGUGCUGGAUCGCAGUGGGUUCUGCUGUGAUGUUGGUGGCUCUUCCUGUCAUCAUGAUGGCUAUUAAGAGGUUGGCAGAUCCCUCGGCCCCAGGGUGACGCCUUCAGGAGUGGGUGGAUCCAGCUGUUCUCACCAGCCUGGGGGUUAGCGAACCUGAAGGGGCAAGUCUGCCUGUUGCUCAUGGAGUGGGUGGCGUGUAUUGGGGUGCACAGACCCCAGACCCAGUCCAGAGGGGAGAAGGGCAGAGGAGGGAGGUGGGUGCUGACAGCAGCUUCGGAAGCAGCAGCCACAGCUGAGCCCGAGGGGAUUCCCGCCUUGUGGUUUUGCCUCUCAUCUGUUGUCAGGCUGUUGGUAGCUACACCAGCAUCCCUGCCCAGCCCUGGAUGCUCCGGGCACUGGUCCCCGAGAUUCCAGGCCCAGCCAGGUCCCAGGGGUCAGGAUGCUUCUUUUGUUCCAACGAGGGACUUAAUAACCGGCAGAGGCCGACCGGGGCCAACGGGGCCUGGUGGACCUGGGAGAAAUGAAGCCCUCUUUUUGUGCUCCGAGGGUGUGUGUGUGUUUAUUGGCAUCAGCAACUUAAACCUAAACGCUACCUUUGGAUGCGAUCAGCACAGGGAAGUGUUGGGAUGGUUACAGUGCCAAGGAAAUGACAGUUCGCCUGGCAGUCGGACAGCCACUCCUUUAAAGGGCUGAGGCGAGCUUCAGCUUGAGGAGAGGGGCUGUUCAGGACUGCAGCGCGGCCAUCCUCAUUUGGGACUGGGGCAGCCCCUCUAGGGUGAUGCUUCAGACUGGGGAGGGGCCACGGCCUCCAGGGUGACUUUGAGCAAGUCCCUUCCCUGCCAUGACCUUCAGGAGCUCCAGGCCCUGCCGCCCCCUUCUGAGUGUGCAAAGGCAGGGAGCGGGAGAAGCCGGAACUGUGGGCCUACCUUCCUGCCCUCCUGCCACGCUCGACCUACCUGGGGAAAUAGGCUGCCUUCUAGAAAGGUCUGUCUCUAAAAGCAUAGACACUGCGGAGUGUGAUGCCACAUGGCAUUGGUGCUCUGACCUCGGAGGCUCCUCUUUUUGUGGUGCCAGUAAGAGAGGGAUGUCUGCCCAGAGCCCCCCAUAGCGGGGUGGCUGGGAGGAGCAUCCAGGGCCACCCCCGCAGGGUCGCAGUGCUGUGGUCGCGGGAGAUGUGCCUCCCCUGGCCCCCUCUGCUUUGCUGUGCUGCGCGGGCUGUGUUUCGUCUGCAUGGUUUGGAGUCGUCGUCCUCGUGCCUUCUCCUCCCUGUCACUCCUGUACAGGAGUUGCCACUGCCCCCUUUUCUACGUCCUUGCGUUUACCCCGGCCCUUCCCAAGCCCCGUAAAGCGGACACAGCGCCCCACUUGGUGUCCACGGGCUUCCGCCGUGCUCCCCAUGCGCUCACCCACGGGCUCCGGCUCCACUUCCCGCGCUCGCUCUGCCGUGCGGACUCGUUGACCUGGGACCGAAUGCUUCAUUGUGGUUUUUAGCUUGUGGGGCGCAGGCCCACUUAGCCCCUCAUCCAGCCGCCGCCGUUUAGGAGCCCCGCACACUGGAAAAGCCUCGCCUUGUGCAAAACCACUUCUCCCAUAAACCCCUCCCUGCAUCGGUGUGUCAGUAUCUGUCCCCAGCAGGGCGCACCUUUCUAACCGGCCCAGGAGGGCUGUCAUGGGUCUGUGGCUGCUCUGUGGGUCCCACGAGAAUGAACCCCCAGCUUCCAGAAGAAGCUCCAGCUGUGUGGCUCCCAGCACUUUGCAUUGAACCUGGGUUCAAGGCCACUGCCAUCUGGUGUCUAAAUAGCUUUGGACCCCAGGCAGGCACAAGGAAGAAGCUUCCGGGCUGCAUCCCCUGCCUGCCGUUACCAACCAACCACCGAGCCCUUCCUGUAUGCUGAAGGUGCUCAGACCCGGGUGCCAUUAAAUCCCCGUGAUGUCAGACCCAUCUUGAGGGGACCGUGCAUCCUUGAGGACUAGCUCACAGCCUGCUGGCUCCCUUGUCCCGGCUCUUCCCACUUCCUGGGCUGUGUCUCCGGGGCCCGGGUGGGGUGAGCUGCACAUGUGGGCUGGUCCAAGGUUUUGUCAUGUGGCCCUAACGCAUCUCGGGAUCUCCCCAGAGUUUCUGCCCCAGGAGCCUCCUUCUGGAAGCAGGUUUGGCUUUGGGGCUGGGGUGAGACCUCCGCCUCCAGGCUCCAGGGUGGGGAGAGAGAGGUGAGGCUCCGAGGCUGCGUCCCAGGGCCCCGCACUCUCCACCUCCCACCUGCUUCUAGCCCCAAAGGAGCAGGCUCUCGGAGGCAGGCUCCCUUGGGAACGCUCAUGUACAGACCAAGGUGUAAAUAAACACUUUGCUUUUCCUGCCUGA